This is a messenger RNA of Nipponia nippon (crested ibis), 3637 nucleotides long. NCBI's taxonomy places the organism in Eukaryota, Metazoa, Chordata, Aves, Pelecaniformes, Threskiornithidae. The record is from RefSeq and is a predicted model, not a curated record.
AGGCUGGGCUUCUGCCAUGAUGUCAGAGGGAAAGAAACCCACAGCUUGCUAAUUUCACCUCCCAAUCAGCCCCGGGAAGAAGAUCACCGGGAACAGUUGUUUCCCCCUGUGGUCAUGACGGCUUCGCACAGUGACUCUUUGGUGGUGUUGUUUGGGGCAACAGCUGGUGCAUAUGGGGCUAAACUGGGUUCGGAUGAGAGGGAACUAAUUCUCUUGGUGUGGCAAGUUGUGGAUCUACACAGCAAGAAGGUAGGGACACUACACAAAUCCCUGGUGAAAGCAGACAAUUUGGACUUAAGUGACCAGUGUCGCGAAGUGAGUGGCUUGACACCAGAGGGACUGGGCAAAGCUGAGCCGCUGGACCGGGUUCUUCAACAGUUUAGUCAGCUGGUAUCCAGUGAUUUGAAAGUACUUGGAAGGAGCUCUUACACACUCUGCAGUGAUGGCCAGUUACUCAUUCGACAAGUCCUCCACCCAGAAACAUCUAAGAAGAACUUCCUGCUCUCAGACUGCUUCUAUUCCUUUUAUGAUCUGCGCAAAGAAUUUCACACUUGCUACCCUAGUUCAGCCGCCGUGAAAGAUCAGACUAUCAAGACCAUGGCAGAAUAUCUAGGCUUAGGGACAGAUGAAACAGAGGAGGACUUUGGCGUGUGGCAAGUGAAAACCAUGGUGGCUAUCAUUUUCAGCAUGCUCUCUGAAAGUUGUAAUCACAUAUUUACUGAGCCUGAAACUGUGAAAUACAAGUACGAAACAGGUCCUUGUAGUAAAUCUGAAACAGUGGACAGUGAGACAGUAAUACGUGCCAGAGGUUUGCCAUGGCAGUCUUCAGACCAAGAUAUUGCUCGAUUUUUCAAAGGACUCAACAUUGCCAAAGGUGGUGUGGCUCUUUGUCUGAAUGCUCAAGGAAGAAGAAAUGGGGAGGCAUUAGUUCGGUUUGUCAAUUCUGAACAGAGAGAUCUCGCGCUGGAAAGACAUAAGCAUCACAUGGGUAGCAGAUAUAUUGAGGUUUACAAAGCAACUGGGGAAGAAUUCUUAAAAAUUGCAGGAGGCACCUCCAAUGAAGUGGCCCAGUUCUUAUCUAAGGAGAAUCAAGUUAUCAUCCGGAUGAGAGGCCUUCCAUUCACUGCUACUCAGGAGGAUGUCUUGGGGUUUCUGGGGCCAGAGUGCCCAGUCACAGUCACAGGACGGAAAGAGGGACUUCUCUUUGUCAAGUACCCAGAUGGCAGGCCCACAGGAGAUGCAUUUGUGUUAUUUUCCUGUGAAGAAUAUGCACAGAAUGCACUUAAAAAGCACAAAGAAAUACUUGGAAAACGUUACAUUGAACUCUUCAGGAGCACAGCAGCAGAAGUCCAACAGGUACUUAACCGAUAUAUGUCAACGCCUCUUAUCCCCACUCUCCCAACUCCCAUCAUUCCUGUCAUACCCCCACCAUAUACCAUUGCCACGGGUAGCGUACGUGACUGUGUCCGGCUUAGAGGCCUUCCUUACACUGCUGGCAUUGAUGACAUCCUGGAAUUUAUGGGAGAUGCCACAGCUGAUAUCAAGCCCCAUGGAGUUCACAUGGUCCUCAAUCAACAGGGACGACCAUCAGGUGAUGCUUUUAUCCAAAUGAAAUCUGCUGACAAAGCCUUUAUGGUGGCUCAAAAAUGUCACAAAAAAAUGAUGAAGGACCGUUAUGUGGAAGUAUUCCAGUGUUCAGGAGAGGAGAUGAACUUUGUUUUAAUGGGUGGCACUUUAAAUCGUAGUGGCUUAUCCCCGCCGCCAUGUCUUUCUCCACCAGCUUAUGCUGCUUUCCAAACAGCAGCUGUGAUCCCAGCAGAGGCAGCGCUUUACCAGCCACAAGCCCUCUUGCCAACCACCAGGACUCCCCAGGCCUCUGCGGCUGCUCCUCCAACUGUUACCUACUACCCAGCUCAGGCUGCUCAGCUUUAUAUGAAUUACACAGCUUACUAUCCCAGUCCUCCAGUAUCCCCUACCACGGUGGGGUAUAUUGCAGCUCCUCCAGGAGCUGUAGCCGCUGCUGCCAGUGCCACCCACACUCCAAUUCUGCCCCAGCCUGGAGCAUUAGUCCGUAUGCAGGGCUUGCCAUAUAACACAGGAAUGAAGGAGAUACUCAGUUUCUUCCAGGGGUACCAGUAUGCACCUGAUGACUACAAUGGCCUUAUUCAGCUGAGCGAUCAAGCAAGGAGUGUGUUACAAGCACCGAAAGAGUGGGUCUGUUUGUAACUCUUUGUAACUUCUGAAGAAGCUCCACGCAGAUUCCAUCCUCGUGCUUUACAACUUUAGUGGCCAGCCCAGUGGAGAGGCAUUGGUGACUUUUCCAAGCCUGGAUCUAGCUAAGAAAGCAGUGGCUGAGAAAAACGGACAGCUCCUGGGAAGCCGCUAUGUAGAACUGUACCUGGUCUAACUAAACACUCUUUGGGGGAUGGGGAAAGAAUGUCGCACUAAACACCGUGCCUUUUGCAAAAUAAGAAGUCUUCCCUUGCCACCCAGGCAGCAGUAAAUGUGCCUUUUCAGCAUAAUCUGUUGGAAUGUAGAGUGGUAUGUGUCCUGUAUUUAAUUUGAAAAAUGGCGUAUCCUAUGCCAAAGACAAAGUGAAACCAAAAAUUAUGCAGUUAAUUUACUUAAUUUCUAAUGUACUUGUUUAAAGAUAAGCAAACCUGCUUCUGGCAUCUAGUUAAUCCUGAAGACAAUCUAAUAGCACUUCAGCUAUCGCAGCCAUGGGAGAAACCUGUUCAGUAGCAUUUGAAGUGGAAAGCGAAGCUUGAGUCAUUCAGAUUCUUCUGUGUUUAGUUUUUAAGAGUUUAUACUUGACAAAGUGUCUGUUUUUUGUAGAGUUUAAAUGUCUUUAGGAAGGUCUUUUGGAAUGCAUAGCUUUCCCAGUUCAAAGCGUAGAUCAUAUUGAUUUUUUUUGUUUUGUUUUGUUCUUGACUGGAAAAUACCAGGAUGCUGGACCCCAAAUGCAAUUGUGCUUUCUCAUGUUUUCAUUAUACAUUGUUUUGCAAAAGCCAUAUUUGUCUUUCUUACCAAUGUACUGCUGCCAGUGUGUAAAGCAAAAAAAUAAAAACAACGGGAAAACCAGGAAAAUCCUCCCUGCCCACCCAUAACUCUCUGCCCCCAGCCCCAAACUUUUAAUCUCUACAGGACAAAAAUGGCACAUAAACCUGAGUACUAAUAAGUUAUAUUUUUUUAUUUAAGCAUAACAGCUUUCAGAUACUGUAUUAAAGAUUUUGCUCUAGUUUAUGUGCAUGCAAUUUGUUUACAUCUUUAAACUACUUUAUUUGUAUAUUAUGAAACAACAAGAUAUGUUGAAAUCUAAAUCCUCUAGUGCAUGCUUUUUUCUUUUUCCCUGUGUGUGUAUAUACAUAAGCUAGAAGAAGUACUUUUACGUCAUGUAGCAUGUGUUUAAAAAAAAAGACAUCUGCUGUAGAAGCACUAAAUGACUUUGUUUUUACUGUGCCUUACUUCAAAACCAUUCCAAGUGCAAUACCAGCAGAGCAAAAUGUAAUGAAUCCUGUUGUGACAAGUUCAUGGGUGUCUGAAUUGAUCUUUUUUGUUAGUGUACAAUUUGAGUUGUACUUCAAAGAACUGAAUGAUGUAUGCUUCUUUAUAUUACAACAAAUAAAAGAGAUGCUUA